UCCUAGGGAGCACGCCAGCAUUUCCAGCGCUCAGGGCAGGGCCACCCGGCCUGCGGCCGUUGCAUUGGCUGGAAGCUGGCGGGCGAUCACGGUUGAUCGGCUCGGGUGCGGUCCAAGGGCAGCACCGCCUUCGGCGGGCCGCCUAGGGUGAUUGGCUGCUGCAGACCCACCCACUCGUCGGUUUGCGGGUCGGCGAAGCCUGGAUUGGUGGAGCUAAGAGCUGGCUCAGCAGCAGCUCACGCUCUUGGUUCAGGGUAGAGAUGGCGACUGCGACUGGGCUGCUGAGGUGGCGUGUGGCGAGCUGGAGGCUGCGGCCGCCGCUUGCCGGCUUCGUUUCCCAGCGGGCCCACUCGCUUUUACCGGUGGACGAUGCAAUCAACGGGCUAAGCGAGGAGCAGAGGCAGCUUCGUCAGACCAUGGCUAAGUUCCUUCAGGAGCACCUGGCCCCCAAGGCCCAGGAGAUUGAUUGCAGCAAUGAGUUCAAGAACCUGCGAGAGUUUUGGAAGCAGCUGGGGAACCUGGGCGUAUUGGGCAUCACAGCCCCUGUUCAGUAUGGCGGCUCUGGCCUGGGCUACCUGGAGCAUGUGCUGGUGAUGGAGGAGAUAUCCCGAGCUUCUGGAGCAGUGGGGCUCAGUUACGGUGCCCACUCCAACCUUUGCGUCAACCAGCUUGUGCGCAAUGGGAAUGAGGCCCAGAAAGAGAAGUAUCUCCCAAAGCUGACCAGUGGUGAGUACAUCGGAGCCCUGGCUAUGAGUGAGCCCAAUUCAGGCUCUGACGUUGUCUCUAUGAAGCUCAAAGCAGAAAAGAAAGGAGAUCACUAUGUCCUGAAUGGCAACAAGUCCUGGAUCACUAAUGGCCCUGAUGCUGACGUCCUGAUUGUCUAUGCCAAGACAGAUCUGGCUGCUACGCCGGCUUCUCGGGGCAUCACGGCCUUCAUUGUAGAGAAGGGUAUGCCUGGCUUUAGCACCUCUAAGAAGCUGGACAAGCUGGGGAUGAGGGGCUCUGACACCUGUGAGCUAAUCUUUGAAGACUGUAAGGUUCCUGCUGCCAACAUCCUGGGCCAUGAGAAUAAGGGUGUCUACGUGCUGAUGAGUGGGCUGGACCUGGAGCGGCUGGUGCUGGCCGGGGGGCCUCUCGGGCUCAUGCAAGCGGUCCUGGACCACACCAUUCCCUACCUGCACGUGAGGGAAGCCUUUGGCCAGAAGAUCGGCCACUUCCAGUUGAUGCAGGGGAAGAUGGCUGACAUGUACACCCGCCUCAUGGCAUGUCGGCAGUACGUCUACAAUGUUGCCAAGGCCUGCGAUGAGGGCCACUGCACUGCCAAGGACUGUGCAGGUGUGAUUCUUUACUCAGCUGAGUGCGCCACACAGGUAGCCCUGGAUGGCAUUCAGUGUUUUGGUGGCAAUGGCUACAUCAAUGACUUUCCCAUGGGCCGCUUUCUUCGAGAUGCCAAGCUGUAUGAGAUAGGGGCUGGGACCAGCGAGGUGAGGCGGCUGGUCAUCGGCAGAGCCUUCAACGCAGACUUUCACUAGUCCUGAGACCCUUCGCCCCCUUUUCCUGUACCUAGUAGCCUUUCUUGGCAAGUAGAGAUGUGGCGGCUCUCCCACCCUGCCUGCAGCAGGCCCUCCUGCCCAGCUGGUCUUGUUAGCCCUCUGGCCUCUGGAUGAGGUUGAGUUCUCCACAACAGUUCCCAAGCAUCAUGGCCCUCACAGCCGGGCCAGUGCCAGGACUAGUGUUCCGUGACUUAAAAUGGACUCAGCAGGAAGCAUAUUGUCUGGGGAUUGUUGGGACAGGUUUUGGUGACUCUGUGUCCUUGCGCUCUAACUUCUGAGCCCACUUCCCAGGGUAGGCAUCUGGGGGCAUGCAGAUACCCGCCUCUUUCUCUUGGGUGAGCCUCUGGCAGGAGCCUCUGCUCAAGCACAGCAGAAUCAUGGCCCCUCCGUGAAUUGGAACUUGGUGCAGGUUAAGUAUCCCUAAUCCUAAAAUCUGAAACACUUCUGGUUCCAAGCAUUUUGGAUAAGGCGUAUUCAACUUGCAGUCUCUUUUCUGGGGGAAAAAAAUAAUUAAAAACCUAGCCUAGCCAGGCGUGGUGGCUCACGCCUGUAAUCCCAGCACUUCAGGAUGCCAAGGUGGGUGGAUCACCUGAGUUCAGGAGUUCAAACCCAGCCUGGCCAACAUGUGGAAACCCCAUCUCAACUAAAAAUAGAAAAAAAUUAGUUGGGCAUGGUGGCGGGCACCUGUAACCCCAGCUACUUCAGGAGGCUGAGGCAGGAGAAACACUUGAACCCGGGAGGCGGAGGUUGCAGUGAGCCAAGAUUGCGCCAUUGCACUCCAGCCUGGGUGACAAGAGCAAAACUCUGUCUCAAAAAAACAAAACAAAAACCUGGCCCUUGUUUCUUCCAGUUUCUAGAGGUAUCAUCUCCUAGCAGCUUAUGAACACAUAUGCUUGGCCAGGCAGGGUGGUGUGUGCCUGUAAUCCCAGCACUUUGGGAGGCCCAGGCGGGAAGAUCACUUGAGCCUAGGAGUUCAAGGCUGUAGUGAGCUAUGAUGAGACCACUGUACUCCAGCCUGGGCAACAAAGUGAGACCCUGUCUCUAAAAAUAAAAAUAAAUGAUGGCUGGGUGCCGUGGCACACGUCUGUAAUCCCAGCACUUUGGGAGGCCAAGACGGGUGGAUCACUUGAGCUCAGGAGUUCGAGACCAGCCUUGCCAACAUGGUGAAACCCCAUCUCUACUAAAAAUACAAAAAUUAUCCAGGGGCGGUGGUGCACACUUGUAAUCCCAGCUACUCAGGAGGCUGAGGCAGGAGAAUCACUUGAACCUGGGAGGCGGAGGUUGCAGUGUGCCAAGAUGACACCGCUGCACUCCAGCCUAGGCCAUAGAGCGAGACUCUGUCUCAAAAAAGAAAAGAAAAAUAGGCCAGGCGCAGUGGUUCACACCUGUAAUGCCAACACUUUUGGGAGGCCAAGGCAGGUGGACCAUGAGGUCAAGAGUUCAAGACCAGCCUGGCCAAGAUGGUAAAACCUCAUCUCUACUAAAAAUACAAAAAUUAGCCGUAUUAGCCAGGCGUGGUGGCAGGCGCCUGUAAUCCCAGCUAAUCCCAGUCUCAGGAGGCUGAGUCAGAGAAUUGCUUGAACCCAGGAGGCAGAAGUUGCAGUGAGCCAAGAUCACACCACUGCACUCCAGCUUGGGUGACAGAGUGAGACUCUGUCUCAAAAAAUAAUAGGCUGGGUGCAAUGGCUCACACCUGUAAUCCCAGCACUUUGGGAGGCCGAGGCGGGCAGAUCACAAGGUCAGGAGUUUGAGAACAGCCUGACGACCAACAUGGUGAAAACCCGUCUCUACUAAAAAUAUAAAAAUUAGCCGGGCCUGGUGGCACACGCCUGUAAUCCCAGUUACUCGGGAGGCUGAGGCAGGAGAAUCACUUGAGUGUAGGAGGCGGAGGUUGCAGGAGCCGUGAUUGUGCCAUUGCACUCCAGCCUGGGCGACAACAGAGUGAAACUGUCUCAAAAAAUAAUAACAAAGUAAAUGAACACAUGUGCUGCUAAGAGUCUGCUGUGUGGCAGAGCAGAGGACAGCGUGCUUUUGUGUGCUGUUGGAAGACUAGCUCCUCCUGUACAGCACCUCUGAGCCCUUGUGCACUGCCCCACCCUGCCACAGGCACCAUCCAGUCCUGGCCAUGUGACCACCCACAGCUGACUGGGCAGCAGGCACAGGCCCUACCCGAGCAGACCGGAGUUGGCUAGCCUGACUCCAGCUGAGGCUGCCUAUGUACAUUUCUCCAGAUACCCUUUGGCUAAUUUUGUUAUUACUGCACAGUGGCUGCUGCCAUUUUGUAUUAAAUAUAUUGUGAAACAAAUCCAUCUGCUUCUAAAGCAGUGAUUUUGGGGAGAAGCAAUCUACUUGCUGCUGCUUCCUUUCUGGAUCCAGCUUGUGUCCUUGGAGAGUGGCUGGUCCAGGUCCUAUUCCUGCCCUUCAGCCUGUUAUUUCAUGAGGGACAGGAAGAUAAAAUCAGCCCUUAGGAUAGAGGUCUCAGCCUCCCUUUCCCAGAUCUCCCAGUGAGUUUUAAAAGAAACAGGGAGCAGGCCGGGCGCGGUGGCUCACGCCUGUAAUCCCAGCACUUUGGGAGGCCGAGGCGGGCGGAUCACAAGGUCAGGAGAUCGAGACCACGGUGAAACCCCGUCUCUACUAAAAAUACAAAAAAUUAGCCGGGCGCGGUUGUGGGCGCCUGUAGUCCCAGCUACUCAGGAGGCUGAGGCAGGAGAAUGGUGUGAACCCGGGAGGCGGAGCUUGCAGUGAGCCGAGAUCGUGCCACUGCACUCCAGCCUGGGCUGGGCGACAGAGCGAGACUCCGUCUCAAAAAAAAAAAAAAAAAAAGAAACAGGGAGCCCAGAGUGCUAAGUUCUUACAGCCAGAAGGAAGCUUAUAGAUUUCUGAAAACUACACCUAUGUUUUUAAAAAGAUCAACACAAUUUGACUUUGUCAAGGUCAAAAUGAACUAGAAUCCAGAUCUGCUAGUGGCAAAAAUGGGGAUGUUCUGAGAAUUCCAGCCUUGGGCCCCACUGUACAGCCUGGAUAGAGUGUGGUCUGAGAAGGGAAUGGGUCUAGGUUGUUCCACCCCUUCCGAGUUCCCUAAAGAGGUAACUGGUUUUCUUGGCUCUCAGCCCAGCAGCGCCUAUCCUGGCUUUUGGUCCUGGCCUGCAGCCAAGUUGCUGUUCCUAGCCUGAGGCUUGAGACAGGUGGGGUUAGCUCCUCACCAACCCCAGUUCAGUCCCAUCCUGAGGGCAAGAUCCUGGCCUCAUAGGCAGUGCCUUUCACUUCCCUGCCAUGCUCCCUGCUGUGUUGGAGAUGAAUGUGACUGAAAGGGCCAUCUUGCUGGCUUAAUGUGUGGCUGGAACGACCAGCCUGGAGACACAAUGUGGCAAAAUGGGGCGCUUCAUCCAGUCUGUCUAAACCCUGUCGACUUGGGGAGGUGAUUUCUUUCCUGAUUCUGUAUGUGAAGCAAAAGAAAUGUUUUAAAAUUAAAAGGAAAAAAACCAAAAUGAA
Messenger RNA from Macaca mulatta (Rhesus monkey), 5045 nucleotides. RefSeq names its product isovaleryl-CoA dehydrogenase (gene IVD). NCBI's taxonomy places the organism in Eukaryota, Metazoa, Chordata, Mammalia, Primates, Cercopithecidae. Gene Ontology annotation, molecular function: 3-methylbutanoyl-CoA dehydrogenase activity; flavin adenine dinucleotide binding. Gene Ontology annotation, cellular component: mitochondrion. Gene Ontology annotation, biological process: L-leucine catabolic process. The record is from RefSeq and is a predicted model, not a curated record.